This is a messenger RNA of Symbiodinium sp. CCMP2592, 2952 nucleotides long. NCBI's taxonomy places the organism in Eukaryota, Dinophyceae, Suessiales, Symbiodiniaceae. The record is from the annotation of a GenBank genome assembly.
AUGGCAGACACCGAGAAAAAGAAGAAAAAGAAGGCGGGGGAAGAGCUGUACAUAAAGCCGGAAGAGACUCAGAAGCCGAUUGACACGUCCAAGUGGCCGCUGCUGCUCAAGAACUACUCGAAGCUGCUGGUCAGGACGGGUCACUACACUCCUUUGCCCUUCGGAUGCUCACCGAUGACACGGCCGCUAGACGCUUACCUGCUCUACGGCAUUCUCAACUUGGACAAGCCUGUGAACCCUUCUAGCCAUGAGGUGGUCUCCUGGAUUAAGCGGAUUAUGAACUGCGAGAAGACCGGACACUCGGGCACUUUGGAUCCCAAGGUUUCCGGAUGCCUUCUCGUGUGCUUAAACCGAGCAACGCGACUCGUGAAAGCCCAGCAGUCAGCGGGCAAAGAGUGCGGCGCCUACGUGCAGCAGCACUUCUGGUGGUUGAGUCUGAGUGUGCUGAAUGCCGAAACUCAAGCGAUGCCGCGAGCUUUGCAGCACAAUACGAGGUACAUUGCCGUGGUUCGAUUCCAUUCUGACAUUGGCAGCGCGUCGAAGGUCCAGAAGGCACUGGGACUGGGAUGUGAGACAGAUGGCAGUUGUUUGGGCCUCCUGCGAGGCUGCAUUGCAGAGGGGUCUGUGGUAGGCGGUAGGCGCACAACCUCUCGCCAGUGCAGGUAUAACAACAUGAGAGACGAAAAGUACUUGCGUCGGAUCGUGAUGCCCUUGGAGCUCAUUCUCACAAACUACCCGCGGAUUGUCGUCAAGGACAGUGCCGUCAACGCCAUUUGUUACGGGGCGCAGCUCAUGAUCCCAGGGGUGCUGCGGUUCGAGCAAGAGAUUGAGGUCGGCUCGGAAAUAGUCAUGAUGACAACGAAGGGAGAGGCCAUCGCGACUGGGAUUGCCCAGAUGACUACGGCAGUCAUCGCUUCCGUGGAUCAUGGUGUUGUAGCGGUGAUAAAGCGCGUCAUUAUGGAGCGGGACACAUACAACAUGCGAUGGGGCUAUGGUCCUCGUUCAAGUGAUAAGAAGAAGCUCAUCCUUGCCGGAAAGCUGACAGAAAAGGGCAAGCCUAACGAGAACACACCGAAGGCAUGGCUCUUGGGCCAAGGAAGGUGGAGCUACCUUCCGAAGCUCACAAGCGAAGAAGCUCAGGCGGAGAUGGACGAAGCGCUCAAAGCCGCAGCCAAAGCUGGCAAGAAAAAGCGCGCAGCAGAGGCUGGUGACGUGCGGUUCGAGAGCAGUGAAGUUUUCAUAAUGCAGCGCGAAGAAUGUCUGGACAUGGAUGGCGGUACUGCUGCAGCGGAUGCAGCGGCUGCGAAGCUUCAUAAUAGUGCAACUGACACGGCUGCGCGGAGAGAUGACCAUCUGCGCUCGUUUAUCCAGGAAGAGUUUGGCAAGCAGGCUGAUUUGCUUCAGGAAUUGUCUUCUCAAAUCAGGUCUGCAGUGGAAGGAGGCGUGGCUCAGCGUGGACAUGUGCGGGAGUUUUCCUUUGCGCACCGCCCAUCUCCUUCGGCUAAGAAAGCCCCCAAAGCUGCUGGCGACGAUCCGCGUCUUGAUGAUUCUGACACACAUGCCAAGACUAGCGCUGAAGGCAAGAGGGAGCACCACAAGGAUCACAACAAGUUCUACGAGCCAGGCGACCCAUUCUGGGACGACGAGUUGCAGACGAGACUGAAUGAGCAUCAGAAAAAGGCCUUCGCGAAAGCCAGGUCUGCGACGAUGAACUCCUCGGGCCACCACGAACCUCAACCACAACCAGGAUUCUUGAGUGGUAUUGCGCACAUGGUUGUUUCCUCUAAUAUCUUCCAGGCGGGCAUCAUGCUUCUCAUCCUGAUCAACCUUGUACUUCUGGGAGUUGAGGUCGAUGUAGCUUCCACGUUGCCACCCGGUGAAGAGCCCCCGUGGUUUCAAACGGUGAAUGUGAUUAUCGUUCUCAUUUUCGUCACUGAGAUUGUCUUGAAGUUCGUCGCGCACGGAUGCAGAGACUUCUUCUGCGGUCCGGACAGGUGGUGGAACAAUUUCGAUUUGGCAAUUAUAGCUGCGUCCGUCUUCGAGACUGCUAUGGAGCUCAUUGCAUCUGCAAUAUCUGUGGGCAGCAUGGAUUCAAGCCAUUUGCGAAUAAUGCGUUUCGUGCGGCUGGGUCGAGCUCUUCGUGGAGUCCGUGUCAUGCGACUGCUUCGCUUCAUUUCUGCUCUUCGGUCGAUCGUUUUUGCGAUUCUGAGCACGUUGUGGUCGCUGGUUUGGACCCUGGUUCUGCUGAUUCUGCUCUUCUACUGCUUUGGUGUCAUCCUUGCCCAGCUCGUGUCUGACCACUGUCGAUACCAGGAUCCAUCGGAGGAGUGUUCACCAGUUCUCCGAAGGUUCUGGUCCAGCGUCCCGGAGAGCAUGCUCACCUUAUUCAUGUCCAUAACUGGUGGCCUGAGCUGGGUUGAAGCGUUGGAGCCGCUGCGAGAUGCCACUCCGAUUGCAGCGGCCUUCAUGCUCCUAUAUAUAUUUAUAACCAUCUUUGCUAUUCUGAAUGUGGUGACUGGAGUUUUCUGCAACAAUGCCAUCGAGAGCGCAAAGGCUGAUAAGGAGAUCGCUAUCAUGAAGCAAAUGCACUGGCAUCAAAGCCAGCUGCGCACCUUGAAAGGUGUGUUCCGAGAGAUCGACGCAGACACGUCGAACAUGAUCACCUUCCUCGAGCUCGAGGAGGCGCUGUCGCAAAAAAAGCUCUCGAGCUUUAUGGAAUCGAUGGACAUCUCCACACAGGAUAUCUGGACUCUGUUCAUGGUGUUGGAUGCGGAUGAAAGCGGCGAAAUUUCGCUUGAGGAGUUUGUGGAAGGCUGCAUGCAGCUUCAAGGUCCAGCGCAAAGCGUGCAGCUUGCGAGAAUGAGAUACGAAACGAAGAUCACUCGACAAGAGAUCAAAAGAGUGUUCGACGAAGUCCAAGAGUUGGGCGCCAUGCUGCAUGGUCCUUGCUGA